AUGAUUCCUCGCAGCACUCCGAGCGACCCUUCACUGGUUGCCUCCGCGAACGAGCAGCAGCCCCAGCAACACGUGUCGGGCUCGCCCGCCAACGCCGCCAUGGACGCGUUGCGUCGCUGGCGACCGGAGGUCAAGGGGGCCACACCCACAGCGGCCGCGAACGACCCGACGGCCGCGGGCCGUCACGAACGCGCAAUGAUGGUCGCCCUGCUGGUCAACAUGUCGGCGGGCACGGCACUGGGCUACGCGUCCGCGUCCAUGGCUCAGAUCGAGCUCGAGCCCUGGUACACUCUGCAGCGCAGUGCGCCCCAGAACCAGUGGGUCGCCGACGUCCUGCUGCUCGGGGCUGUCGCUGGAGCGCUGCUCUCAGGGCUCAUGCUCCACCUGCUGGGCCACAGAAGAACGUUGCUGCUGUCAGCCUUCGGCCUAAUGAACGCCUGGGUAUGCGUCGUCGUGUCCAACAGCCUCACCAUGUUGUUCAUCGGCCGCAUAACGUGCGGCAUCUGGCUCGGCGUCUCCACCAACUCCGUGAGCCUCUACGUCUGCGACGUGGCUCCUCCCACAAAGAGGGCCUUCUUUGGCGGGCUCACCGAGGUGCGAUGCGUGUUGUACGCCAGCACCCUUAAUGCAGGGUGUAAAUUCAGGUUCUCUGCGAACCCUGCGCUUGAUUGGUAA
Messenger RNA from Dermacentor silvarum, 675 nucleotides. RefSeq lists its product as uncharacterized. Gene Ontology annotation, biological process: transmembrane transport. Lineage: Eukaryota; Metazoa; Arthropoda; Arachnida; Ixodida; Ixodidae. The transcript is spliced from 2 exons. Gene Ontology annotation, cellular component: membrane. The record is from RefSeq and is a predicted model, not a curated record. Gene Ontology annotation, molecular function: transmembrane transporter activity. Bases 1 to 675 code for a protein of 224 amino acids.